Zymoseptoria tritici IPO323 is the source of this 1575-nucleotide messenger RNA. It is a transcript of the gene MgAGN1, whose product is annotated as putative alpha-1,3-glucanase. The record is from RefSeq and is a predicted model, not a curated record. Gene Ontology annotation, molecular function: glucan endo-1,3-alpha-glucosidase activity. The coding region runs from base 262 to 1575 and encodes 437 amino acids. NCBI's taxonomy places the organism in Eukaryota, Fungi, Ascomycota, Dothideomycetes, Mycosphaerellales, Mycosphaerellaceae. The transcript has 6 exons.
AACAUCAUUCCACCUUUUGCUCGCAUGAAUCUCUUCGAAAGACUAUUGCAUGCAGGUUCGGCGACGCCGAUCAGGCCUGGAAGCUGAAAGCCGGUCAGGCCACCACGUGGAGUAUCUCCUUCCGGCAUGGCGCUGGCGUUCCACGAGUGAUCACUGGUCGGAAGUGUGACCUCGUAGACGCCUCGCACGCCAACGACGCCUCGACCGCGUCGACUUCCACCGUUUCAGUGGCUCACCCUUCUGGCAUCUGCCCUUGCGGGUAUGGCGACCGUCGAUGCAAAGGCUGUUGUCGCCCAUUUCAUGAUGGUGAAUGCCGAUUAUUACGCUGUUUCGGACUGGCAGACGGAUAUUGCAGAUGCACAGGCGGCGAAGAUUGAUGGGUUUGCUCUCAAUUUUGCGGCGGAUCAGGCAGAUCGACUGGCAAAUCAGGUUGCAAACGCAUUCCAAGCCGCAAAUGCUGCGGGCUUCAAGCUCAUGUUCAGCUUCGACUAUGCGGGAGCCGGAGCAUGGGACUCUUCCAAGGUCAUCAGCUACCUGAAGCAGUACGGCGGGAACUCGGCUCAUCUGCAGUACAACGGAAAGCCGGUGGUCAAUACCUUCGAGGGACCACAAAGCUCGGGCGACUGGCCAAAUAUCAAGUCACAAACCGGCUGCUUCUUCAUGCCAGAAUGGGACUCUAUCGGACCCUCACAAGCCGCCACAACUUCAAAUAGUGUCGCCGAUGGUCUAUUCUCUUGGACAGCAUGGCCCAACGGUGCCAACGACAUGGGUACUGGGAACGAUCAGGCCUACAAAUCAGCACUAGGCGGCAAGCCCUACAUGAUGGCUGUCUCUCCCUGGUUCUACACCAACGUUCCUGGCUUCAACAAGAACUGGCUGUGGCGAGGUGACGAUCUCUGGUUCGAUCGUUGGUCGCAAGUCCAGGCCUUACAACCAGAGUUGGUACAGAUUGUCACAUGGAACGACUGGCCGGAGUCGAGCUACAUCAGCCCACUCAGAGGCGACAAGUCCUACAGCGCUUUCUCUGCUGGAAACGCAAACUACAACUACGCACUGGACAUGCCGCACGACGGCUGGAGAACGCUGUUGCCUUACCGAAUCGACAUGUACAAGAACAACGCCGCGACCAUCACCUCCGAGGCAGCCUCAUUCUGGUACCGAACCAACCCCAAGGACUCUUGCAACACCGGCGGCACCCUCGCCAACGCUCCCUGGCAGUCACAGCUACAGCCCAGCCAAGUCGUCCAAGACAAGGUCUUCUUCACCGCUCUCCUCUCCUCUGCCGCAGACGUCAGCGUCACCGUAGGCGGCCAAACCCAGAACGGCACAUGGACGAAGACGCCCGCGAACGGCGGCGCAGGUCUCUAUCACGGCAGCGCCAACUUCAACGGCCGAACCGGCGCGGUGUCCAUCAUCAUCUCUAGGAAAGGCACCACCGUCCUCCAACAAACCGGCAAAACCAUCUCCACGAGCUGCACAAACGGCAACUCGAACUGGAACGCAUGGGUCGGAAGUGGCCCGCGUGGUUCUAUGGAGAGAUCUUCAUCUGGACAAGAGGGUCAUCAGGAAGCAUAG